CGAGAUCAAGGAGAAGACAAGGAUCUUUGUCUUGUUCUUUGUUGGUCUAGCUGUCUUUUCUUUCUUGCUCAACAUCAUUCAACAUUAUAGUUUUGCUUACAUGGGAGAGUACCUGACGAAACGUAUCAGAGAGAAGAUGCUCAAGAAGAUACUGACCUUUGAAGUCAACUGGUUUGAUGAAGAAGAGAACUCUAGUGGUGCAAUUUGCUCAAGACUUGCAAAAGAAGCUAACUUGGUGAGGUCGUUGGUUGGUGAACGAGUGUCAUUGUUGGUACAAACCAUAGCAGCAGUAGCCGUAGCUUGCACAGUAGGUUUAGUCAUCGCUUGGCGACUAGCCAUCGUGAUGAUCGCGGCACAGCCAGUCGUUGUAGUUUGCUUCUACACGCAACGCAUUCUCCUCAAAACCAUAUCCAAGAAAGCAAUCAAAGCGCAAGACGAGAGUAGCAAACUAGCAGCAGAAGCAGUCUCCAACAUCCGAACCAUCACAUCUUUCUCAUCACAAGAACGAAUCUUGAAACUACUAAAAAGAGUUCAAGAAGGUCCAAGAAAGGAAAGCGUUCGCCAAUCAUGGCUAGCUGGAACCGUCCUCGCAACGUCACGAAGCCUUAUAACAUGCACUUCGGUUUUAAACUUCUGGUAUGGUGGUAGACUCAUCGAUGAUGGCAAGAUGAAGGCGAAAGCAUUCUUUGAGAUUUUCUCGAUAUUUGUGAGUACCGGACGUGUUAUAGCAGACGCUGGAAGCAUGACGACCGAUCUAGCUAAAGGCUCAGAUGCGGUCGGGUCUGUGUUCGCAGUGUUGGACCGUUCCACGACCAUUGA
This is a messenger RNA of Brassica oleracea var. oleracea, 819 nucleotides long. RefSeq names its product ABC transporter B family member 17-like. Gene Ontology annotation, biological process: transmembrane transport. The annotation marks the transcript as partial. The record is from RefSeq and is a predicted model, not a curated record. Lineage: Eukaryota; Viridiplantae; Streptophyta; Magnoliopsida; Brassicales; Brassicaceae. Gene Ontology annotation, molecular function: ATP binding; ABC-type transporter activity. Gene Ontology annotation, cellular component: membrane. The transcript is spliced from 2 exons.